Danaus plexippus (monarch butterfly) is the source of this 1042-nucleotide messenger RNA. Its product is annotated as tetraspanin-7-like. The record is from RefSeq and is a predicted model, not a curated record. NCBI's taxonomy places the organism in Eukaryota, Metazoa, Arthropoda, Insecta, Lepidoptera, Nymphalidae. The coding region runs from base 102 to 815 and encodes 237 amino acids. The transcript is spliced from 5 exons. Gene Ontology annotation, cellular component: membrane.
UUUUGUUUUCUUGUGAUAGUCCAUUCAGGGCCCUAGCCCAAACCAAACAUAUGUUCUAACAAAAUAUUGCACAAAUGUAACAUAAGCUCAAAACUUAUAAAAUGGGUAAUCAGUUUAAAAACGUCGCAAUUAUAGCCUGCCUUAAAACAUUGCUUUUCAUCUUCAAUAUUGUUUUCUGGUUGGCGGGUCUCCUCAUCUUGGUGGUAGGCCUCUGGGCUGAGUUCGAUCUGUACAAGUAUAUGGAGUUGUCUCCAGAAUUCUCUGGGACCGCUCCCCACGUCAUCAUCGGUAUCUCCGGCUUAAUUGUACUCAUCAGUUCAGUGGCUUUCUCGUGCAUUAUCAAAGGCCAGCCGGUUCUGCUGUACAUUUAUGGAGGAUUCCUAGUAUGCAUUUUCAUGACGGACGCGGGCGUCGGGGCAUCGGUAGUCUGCUACCGUGAUACCUUCGCCAAGGGUCUCCACGAUGGACUCACCCACACCAUCGUUACUUACAACCCACAGAAACCUAAUUUCGACUUCGCUCAAUCCACGUUAUAUUGUUGCGGCGUGAACAACUACACGGACUGGAUGCGACUGUCGCCACAAAGAGUGAUACCCAUCUCCUGCUGCCUCGACCCCAAUCGCUGCGUCACGGCCAAUUACAACGACGUCUACCAAAGGGGAUGUUACGAAGUUAUCACGGAAUACCUGAUCAACAACAUGAACAUACUGAUUGGCGUGGCGGUUGGCACGGCUGUGUUACCACUCGUGGGCGCGCUCCUCUCCUGCUCAUUGGCCAGAUACAUCGAGAAAUCAAAAUACGACGUCAUCAAUUAACAACUACCCGCAUUUUUUUCUAUUAAUGUUUAUCGACUGAAUGUUAUUUGAUAUUGAAUAUAUUUUCUAAAUUUUAUUCUCAAAAUUAUAUAAUCGUUUAUUCAAUUGUAUGUUACUAUAUUAGUGUAGAUGUUGAAGUUUAAUCUAUUUCUUCUAGCAAUGUUACCAGUGUUCGUUAUUCAAUUUCCUUGAAUCUAUGAAUUAUAUUUGGGAAAUUAAAAAUUUAC